Messenger RNA from Pocillopora verrucosa, 1308 nucleotides. RefSeq lists its product as uncharacterized. NCBI's taxonomy places the organism in Eukaryota, Metazoa, Cnidaria, Anthozoa, Scleractinia, Pocilloporidae. The record is from RefSeq and is a predicted model, not a curated record.
UCCGAAAUAAAAAUAGUUGGGUCAUAUUGUAUUUAGAAGAAUCGCGAACUCCCGGCGCGAAUAAUCCAGACGGAGGUUUGCAUUUCUUUCUGUCUUUGACCAAAGGAAAAGCGGACGGAAAGGACCAUGCAUCAAGCACUUCAAAUUUUGCUGGUUCUGUUAGUGCUCCUAUUGGCCAGGACUCAGUCACGCCCUCUGGAUGAACUUAAAAAUGAAAUCCAGCCAACCACUACAGCAUGUUUAACUCCAAACUGCUUGUAUGACUCCAAAUGCUAUGCACACGAAGAAGAGAUAAGUCAUGGAUCAAAUGGGGAAGGAUGGUGUCAUGGGCUGUUAUGUAAUGAUGGUCAUGUUGUCACAUGGGAUGACUUUGAUUGUGGUCCAGUUUCCACCACACCUCUAACAACAAUGACACCCACCACCCCACCUAGUCUCCCUGUUACAACCAUUCCAAAGUCCGGGUGCAUGUACAAUGGCAUUUGGUACGAAGAGAACAGUGACAUAGAAAAAGGGACAGAUGGUAUGGGGUGGUGCUAUGGAUUGUACUGUACCAGUGGUGGAGGGAUUAUUGCAUGGGAUGACUUUGACUGUGGCCCUACAACAGCUCCUACAACAGCUCCUACAACAGCUCCUACAACAGCUCCUACAACAGCUCCUACAACAGCUCCUACAACAGCUUCCACGAUAGCUCCUACUACAGCUCCUACUACAGCUCCUUCUACAGCUCCCCCACCACCUCCCCCAUCAACAACACAAUUAGGUUGCCUCCAAUAUGGUGUCUGGUAUGCCCCAGGCAGUGAGAUAAGUAGGGGAACAGAUGGGCAAGGUUGGUGCUAUGGGGCAAUUUGUACAGAUGAUGGUCAAAUCCAGCUAUGGGAUGACUUCAAUUGUACAUCACAGUCUACACCCACACCCACACCUCCAGCUCUGCCCAAAGGUUGUUACUAUGAGGGGAAAUGGUACCCAACUGGUGUCUUUGAAGGUACUAAUAGCCGUGGGUGUAGGUUUGGAGCACAUUGUGGUUUGGAUGGCCAAGUGAUAGAUUGGGAAGAAUUUGACUGUCAAAUCAAGAGCCAGUGACAAGAAUUUCACCUAGAAUUCAUGCUUGGCUAACUAAGUCAUAAAUAUUAGAGACAGAUAGUCUGCAUGGGCUAUGGGUGUAACAUUACACAGUAGCCUAUGAUAAUACAGUAUGCAGUUCACAGAUUUGAAUGCUUUCUCAUUUAAGAUUUUCACAAAUGUGUAAUCACUUCAAUAAUUGUUUUCAUAGAUUGACAAACAUUAGAAAUAAAGCUGUCCUCUCUGGAA